AUCCUCAAAACAGUGUCGAGAAUUUGUCAAGGCCGAAGGCCAGACUUGUCCUUAUUCUGCCAAUUUUCAUUAAUUUUUCGGUGCAUUUGCCUAGCUAUAUCGCUAUAUGUCAGGAAAUUGAAAGUGUAAUUUCAAGUUCAACCUAUUUAAGUGAAAUUUUGCUGAAAUGGCUGAUUUGGAGAAAGAAGAGAGCCACAACUUGCACGUCGAGUUUCAGUGGGUUUUACAACACGAAGUCCACAACAUUUUGAAACAGCUUUUAAAUAUUUUAGAGGAAUGUCACAGAAGAUUCCCUUUAAUAAAUGGAGACACAACGCAGCCACUAAAGCAGGAAAAGUUUUUGAUGUCACCCUCACACCUUACCACGCAAGAUCAGGUCAAAUGCGUGGCCACACUUUGUGGAGACAGCAUUUGUCAUGCCGAAAUCCAGCUGAAAUCCAGACGACAGCAGAAUGUUGUCCACAGGACCAGUGUGACCAACGACUGUCCGUGGAAGCUGCAGCAGGUGCAGGACGCUGCCAACCACUUGCAACAGGCCAUUCAGUUGAUUGAGAACAUCCACGAAGAUUACAAGUUCAAGUCUUCAGAAGAGGUCUUGCACUUAUUGGCCUCUAUUUUGAGCUGCGUCCAAAGGUCAAGGACAAUACUGCUUGUACCACGGAAACGUUCCAUGGAGGAUUUGAUUAACAGCAAGAACAUGAAAUCUUUGCUGCCUCCUUUACCAAAUGAGAUUGCGGUCAGCUUUUACAUUCAGAGCCACAAGCUGGUUUUUGCUGUUUACCAAGUGAGCAUGGUCCAUGGGGCACUCAAGUUUGAUACCUCCCAAGCCGAAUGCUCCAUUCCUUGGCUCAAUGAGGUGCUUGUUUUGCUCACAGUCGGCCUCCAGACAUGCCAGCAACUCAAAGACAAGAUAUGUGUUUUCGCCCAGUAUCGGGACUUCUACGCAGGAUCUCGAGCAAGUUCUAUUGUAACCUGAAUUGUUGAGCAACAGCACUGUUUUCAAAGUUUAUUUUUAUUUUACCCAUUAAAUUAUAAUAAUUCUUAUUUGUAUGAUGUUGACUGUCCUCGUGUGAGAUUUCCAAGUUGUUUAGCUUUUUUGGUAUGUUUGAUCGGCAGCAUGAUAUCUAUGUUGUAGUUUUUAAAAUUUAUUGUUAAUUUAUAUUUCAAUUUAGCAUUCCAUGUUUGUUGUGGACAAACUGCUUGUAGGCCAAAAUUACGCAAAAUCCUAUGAAUAGAUAGACAAUACCUAAUGUUACUUAGAGCAGGAAAAUUUCACCUAAUAUUUAUCGAUUAAAUGUAGUUUUAGAAAAUUUGCAUAAAUAUUUACUGAGACACAAGAGUUGCAAUAACACAUGCUCAUAAUAUCUGAUAAUAUCCAAAUUUUGAAGAAAAGAACGCUGAGAUACUAAUGAUUGAAAAUAUUUAACUGCUUAAUCCAACUUGGCAUUCAUUUUAGCCACGCGCAUGCUGAUAAAAAGUCAAUCAACUAUAUAAUCAAGAUAUAUUUAUGAAACGAAUUCCAAGGUAUUAUAUAACUUGAGAAUUUUCAAAAAACUGAAUUUAAAGUCAAAUUAAUUGUUGAAGAUCAAGAAGUGAUCACUUCUGUAGCAGUGUGAUGUUCAUAUAAAGCUGAAUUGAGAGAACUCAGAAGCAAUAAAAAGAAGUCAAUGUUGA
Molecule: messenger RNA, 1674 nt
Organism: Neocloeon triangulifer
Lineage: Eukaryota; Metazoa; Arthropoda; Insecta; Ephemeroptera; Baetidae
Gene: rogdi
Product: protein rogdi
Exons: 7
Coding region: 167-976 (269 amino acids)
Cellular component (GO): RAVE complex
Source: RefSeq, a predicted model, not a curated record